AGGGCGCGCACAGUGCAGAAUGCAGGCUUUUCAUUGGUGUUGAAGAAAAGGAUCCUCUUGUUGGGACAGAGGUCACGCCGGUGUUGUCAGGACAACUGAACGCUCCGGCUGACCCACAUAUUUCCGGGUCUGCUAUUUACACUGAUUGAAGAAGGAUGUCAGACGUGGCGAAAGAGAAGGCGGCACGUCUUUUGAAGAAAAGAACCAGUGUGUCUUCACUCAGCAGCCAUGAAGUCAGAGCCAUUGGCAAGACCAAGGACUCCAUUAGCACAGUGUCCUACAUCGAUGAGCCAGGUCACCAUGAUGACAACCCCCGGCCCACCGUACAGAUGGAGAACACCUACCAGCUUGGUCCAGUGAAACGCUUCCCGGUGCUCACUGUCAACAAUAUUCUGAAGGAUGUGCUCACAAGUUAUCUACAGGAGGAGAAGUAUGAGGCUGAACUGUGUAGGCAGAUGACAAAGACGAUAUCUGAGGUUAUAAAAGCCAGAGUGAAGGACCUGAUGAUUCCACGCUACAAGAUCAUCGUGCAGAUCAACAUCGGGCAGCUGAGCAACCAGAACAUGCGCAUCGGCAGCCGGUGCCUGUGGGACCCUGGCAAUGACACAUUCUCCUCGUACGCCUUCAAGAACAGCUCCUUGUUCGCCGUCGCUAGCGUUUACGCUGUGUACUUUGAGUGACUUGGGCCACCUCUUGUGGAGGCCUUCUCAUCGCCUAUUGUCACAUUUUUCAGGCUGAAAGGUAUCAGGGUGGUGCAUUCAUACCACUUAUACAUAGGGUUCACCCAGGUGACUUUUCAAUAACACUCCAUUUUCAUAAUGCCAAGUACAGCUAAUCCGGGCCCCAAGUGCAAGUCAAUUAGAUUAGAUGGCAUAUAGCUAUAAAUCACUAUAAGACCAACACGUGGGUGUACAACAAAACAGCUUUCCUGUGCACAUUCUCAGAAUAUGAAACAAUGUUUAUUAUACCAUAAUAGCAAAAUA
Messenger RNA from Anguilla anguilla (European eel), 983 nucleotides. It is a transcript of the gene tctex1d1, whose product is annotated as Tctex1 domain containing 1. Gene Ontology annotation, cellular component: cytoplasm; cytoplasmic dynein complex. The transcript has 5 exons. Gene Ontology annotation, molecular function: dynein intermediate chain binding. Gene Ontology annotation, biological process: microtubule-based movement. The record is from RefSeq and is a predicted model, not a curated record. Bases 156 to 680 code for a protein of 174 amino acids. NCBI's taxonomy places the organism in Eukaryota, Metazoa, Chordata, Actinopteri, Anguilliformes, Anguillidae.